Mya arenaria is the source of this 758-nucleotide messenger RNA. RefSeq lists its product as uncharacterized. The record is from RefSeq and is a predicted model, not a curated record. The transcript is spliced from 2 exons. NCBI's taxonomy places the organism in Eukaryota, Metazoa, Mollusca, Bivalvia, Myida, Myidae. Bases 143 to 610 code for a protein of 155 amino acids.
CAAUAUUGUGCCAGUUCAUAUUUGUUGCUCGUAAAAAUUGAGAAAGCAGCCCUAUAAAAGCUAGCGCGGUCUUCUGACAGCAAGUAGUUGCUGAAAUAGGCCAGCGAACCAUUACUUUAACACCUGCGUGCCGAAGAAUAAGAUGGAAAGUGUCUCAUCAGCGGUGGUUUUCAUCUUGUUCCUGUUGGGAUCUGUGGUAGGAGGGAUGGAGGACGGCACGUUUGAAAGUCGGUUUGAGUACGAGUACAAGGUUCUGAAGCAGCUGGUCAUGCUGGAGAUGGAGUCAAACGAGCUUCGAGGCAUGGUGACCUCACUCACAUCUAGACUUGAAGACGCCAAUACAGUUAUACAAAAUUUGAACGCGUCAAUGCGAAAUGUUGCAACCGGAAAUACGUAUAUUAGAUGGGGGAGGAAGUCAUGCCCGGGCGGAACUGGCGCCAGGCCGCUGUAUGAUGGGUUCGCCGGGGGAUCGUGGUUCUCACAUGCCGGGGAGGCAACAACUACCUGUGCUUGCCGCGGGACCCGGUGCUGGUCGACAUACAGGGAGGAGGUAGAAGCUAUAUCUACGGGGCCGAAUAUGAAGAUGGCGGGACAAUUUGGAACGAACUGAAUAACGAUGACGUACCCUGCGUAGUGUGCAUCACACCAAAUACCAAUGUCGUCAUGGUUCCUGCCAAGAACGUUUGUCAUCCGGGAUGGACAUUAGAAUACGCGGGAUAUCUGAUGACCACUUAUAAAGAUUAUACUGCCAGAAACUA